Molecule: messenger RNA, 3054 nt
Organism: Miscanthus lutarioriparius
Lineage: Eukaryota; Viridiplantae; Streptophyta; Magnoliopsida; Poales; Poaceae
Source: the annotation of a GenBank genome assembly
AUGGCGCCGCCUAGUAUUCCGACCGUGUCUACGGGUCAAUCUCAAUCCCCUGGAGCCUCUUCAAGAAGUAAGUAUGAUUACAGCCAAGAAACUGGAGCAGCAAGAUCCUUGAAUGGCAAGCUAGCAGCAGGGGUCAAUUUGAACAAUUUUAAUCCAGAGCAUGGUCAAUUAUUAGAACAACAUGUAUCCUCCAAUGUUAGAGAUGAAGGGAUCAAGGAGACCUUGGAGAGUUUGAACUACAAACUUUCUGCUGCUCUUUCGACCAUCAGAGCAAAAGAGGACUUAGUGAAGCAGCAUGCUAAAGUCACAGAAGAGGCUGUUGCAGGUUGGGAACAAGCUGAAGCUGAAGUUACUACUCUGAAGGGGCUACUUGAAGCUUCUUGUCAGAAGAAUGCUUCUCUCCAGGAUCAAGUCAGCCACCUAGAUGAGGCCCUCAAGGAAUGCGUCAGGCAACUGCGGCUGGCAAGGGAAGAACAAGAGGACAAAAUCCUUGAAAUUGUUUCGAAAUCUCUGGUGCCGCAGUCUGAAAACCCUGAGCUCCAAAACCAUAUCGCAGAGCUAAAAAAGCGCCUGGAAGUGACCAGAUUAGAAGCGUCAUCUUCCAUGCUAUUACAGCAUGAUCUACAAGAAAGGCUUCAGGCAAUUGAGAGAGAAAACUUGGACCUUAAGGCCAAGCUUCAGGCAACUGAGAAAGAGAAUAUAGAUCUCAAGGCCAAACUUCUUGUACAGUCCAAGGAUCUGAAGAUACUAAUGUUGGAAAGAGAUCUGAGCAACCAAGCAGCGGAGACAGCAAGUAAACAACACUUGGAAAGUGUUAAAAAGAUUGCCAGGGUUGAGGCAGAAUGUCGUAGGCUACAGCAUCUAACGCGGAAAACAACACUGAUCAAUAAUUCUAGGUCUACACAAAACAAUUGCUGCAUGGAAUCACUGACUGACAGCCAGUCCGACCAUGGGGAGCAUAUGGUGGGUGUUGAUAAUGAUCUGCAAAAUUCCGACUCAUGGGCAUCGGCUUUGAUUGCUGAGCUUGAUCAGUUCAAGAAUGGCAAGGAUGGUUCAAGAAAUAUUGUGAACAAUCCUGUUGAAAUUGACAUAAUGGAUGAUUUUCUUGAGAUGGAAAGGUUAGUUGCAUUGCCUGAAUCAGACGGCACAAGCUCUAACUUUGAAAUGGAAACAGAUUCUGACAAUGCUGUCGCAAGAAGCAGCUCCUUGAAAGUCGAAACUGAAGAAUUGCAAAACAAGGUCGCAGAUUUGCAGGAAAAUUUUGAAGCAAUUGCAAGCGAGAAAAGGGAGCUUGAGAUGGCACUUAUGGAAGUUAGAAAUCAGCUUGACAUUUCCUGUGAUGCGCUAGUGGCGGCAAAGAACAGGCUGGUCGAAAUGCAGAUGCAGUUGGAAUCAGCAAAUGAUUCCAAACUUUCUGCUUUGGAAGAUGUGGAGCGUUUGGACUCUGAGAGGAAGGCUUUGGAGUUGCAGUUGGAGUCCAAAUCUGUAGAAGUUGAGGAACUACUUAUGGCUGUAGCUUCAUUGGAGGAAAAUGCAGAGCAGAAAGAGUUGGAGUCACAGUUAGAACUGAUGUCAGCACAAGCUACAGAGCUUCGCCUGACUGUGGCAUCACUGGAAGAGAGAGUUCAGGCUGAGAGAGAUCUUUCUGUGCAGCAGAACAAAAAUGCAGAAGCCAUGUUGAAUGCUAAAGAAGAACUGGAAACACAGCUGUGUUCAGCAAACACUGAAAUGGGGAAACUGUGUGACAUUGUCCAGGCACUAGAGAAUGAAGUCAAAAUGGAGAAGGCACUGCGUGAAGAAUUAACAGCACAGUUACAGACAAAGGUUGAAGCAGCUGUCGAUGCAGUUAAAGAAUCAUUGGAGGCACAGCUGUGUUCAGCGAAUACUGAAGCAGGGAAGCUUAGAGAUGUUGUCAAAGCACUCGAGGAUGAGGUAGAAAAAGAGAAGGCAUUGCGUGACGAGCUUGCAGUAAACAUAGAAGUGAAAACUAAAGCAGCAAGAACUGCUGAGGCUCUUAAAGAAUCCUUGGAGGCACAGCUGUCUUCAGCAAACACUGAAAUACAGAAACUGGAAGAGAUCACAAAACAACUACAGAGUGAGUUAGAGAAGGAGAAGACACUUCAUGAGGAAUUCUCAACACAGUUAGAGAUGAAGAUUGAAGCAGAGAGAGCUCGUUCUAUGGAGUCUGCUAAAGAAUCGUUAGAGGAACAACUCCAGUUAGUGAACUCGGAAGCUGCAAAACUGCGCGACAUGGUGACUGCACUUGAGCACGAUGUGGAAAAGGAGAAGGCAUUUUCUGCAGAGCUCCAGAUGCAGCUAGAAGCUCUAGAGGCUGUAAAGAAGGUGUUGGAGUCGGAAGCGGAGUCAGCACAUCAGGAUGCCAAAAUUCUCAGGCAGAAGGUGGAGUCAUUGGAAGCAAAACUCAAGGAGCAGAUGUCGUUAACAGACGAAUUCAUUGCCAAUGUAGAGACUUUGCAGUCAGAUAGGAUGGCUAUGGAGCAUAAACUUAAAACAGCAGAUAGGGAACUCAUAAAAUUGACAAACAAGGUGAGCUUGCUCCAUAGGGAGAUCGAGCAGGAGAGAUUGCUGUCAGAAGAGUACGAACAGAAAUGCCAAAAGCUGGAGGCUCAGUUGUCAAGAGAUAGCCGGGAUGCAAAGCUCUGGCGGCUCGCAAACUCGAAUGGAGAUCUGAAGGUUAAGAAGGAGAAGGAGCUUGCUAACGCAGCUGGGAAGCUCGCAGAGUGCCAGAAGACAAUUGCUUCUCUGGGGCGUCAAAUCAAAUCACUGACAGACCUCGACAGUGUGGUGCUGGAGCCUGAAAGGCUUGAAUCCAGCAGGGACAUGCCAUUGCCACUGGACUUCAGAAACGAUGAUGCUGAAUUUGCUAUGUUUACGGAUGACUUAUACGACUUUGACCUUCCAAACAACAACACAAGCUUCUUUUCUCCACUCCCAUCAAUCCAGCCCUCGUCCCCACCCUCGGAGAUGUCAGUAUUCGCAGGGGGGCUCUCGACUCUCAGCAGUUACAGGAGCAAAAGAGCAAGUAGAAGGUGA